This is a messenger RNA of Coturnix japonica (Japanese quail), 3567 nucleotides long. RefSeq names its product peroxisomal biogenesis factor 13 (gene PEX13). Gene Ontology annotation, molecular function: protein binding. Gene Ontology annotation, biological process: protein import into peroxisome matrix, docking. NCBI's taxonomy places the organism in Eukaryota, Metazoa, Chordata, Aves, Galliformes, Phasianidae. The record is from RefSeq and is a predicted model, not a curated record. Gene Ontology annotation, cellular component: peroxisome; peroxisomal membrane; peroxisomal importomer complex.
GUCCCGCCUGCCGGGGGCGGGCGGAGGAGCGCGGCGGGCCGGAGCGGGCCGGGGCUCGAACGGGGCUGCAGCGAGGCGGGGAUGGCUUCGCAGCCGCCGCCUCCCAAGCCCUGGGAGAACCGGCGGUUAGUGGGCAGCGUGGCGCCCGCCUUCCAGUCUCCUGACUUGGGUGACAACUUGCUGACCAGACCUGGACAACCCACAGUUGCACGAAUACCUCCACCUAUUUUGCCGAGACCAUCACAGCAAACAGGAAGCAGUAGUCUCAGUACUUUAAGGCCAGCAUAUAGCAGUUCUUUUACUACAGGCUAUGGUUCAUAUGGAACUUCUUUUUAUGGAAGCUACAGCCCUUACAGUUAUGGAUAUGGUGGCUUGGGCUAUAACCGCUUUCGUACAGAUGAUAUUCCUCCCAGCAGGUUUGUUCAACAGGCUGAAGAGAGCAGCAGAGGUGCAUUUCAGUCCAUUGAAAGUAUUGUGCAUGCGUUUGCCUCAGUCAGCAUGAUGAUGGAUGCUACCUUUUCAGCUGUGUACAACAGUUUCAGAGCUGUGUUGGAUGUAGCCAAUCACUUCUCCCGCCUCAAAGUACACUUCACAAAGGUGUUUUCAGCAUUUGCUUUAGUGAGAACUAUAAGAUAUCUCUACCAGCGUCUACAACGAUUACUGGGUCUGCGGAAGAGCUCUGAGAAUGAGGAUCUGUGGGCUGAAAGUCAGGGGACAGUAGCUCGUGUUGGUCUUGAAGACAAGGCAGCUAACUCGGCAAAAUCCUGGCCUAUUUUUUUGUUCUUUGCUGUUAUUAUGGGAGGUCCCUAUCUGAUUUGGAAACUCCUUUCUACAUACAGUGAUGAAGAAUCAGUUUCUAGUAACUGGGCAAGUGGAGAAGAUGAUCAUGUAGUUGGAAGAGCAGAAUAUGACUUCAGUGCGCUCUCAGAAGAGGAAAUUUCCUUCCGUGCUGGUGACAUUCUAAGAUUAGCACCCAAAGACCAACAACCCAAAAUCCGUGGCUGGCUUUUGGCUAGUUAUGAUGGUCAAACAACAGGACUUGUACCAGCUAAUUAUAUCAGAAUACUGGGCAAAAGAAGAGGCAGGAAAGCAGCGGACCUGGAAAGGAUUACAGAGCAACGUCCGUCCCUCACUGGGAUGUCUGCUAGAGGGUCCACUGCUGCUGUGACUUUAGAGGAACAGGAAGCUGCUUUUGAUUCUGUUUUUGUAGGAAGUAAUAAAGUUCCUGUUGCAUCCGAUUCCACUGCAGUUAGUGGAGAGAAACAGGAACUCUAAUGCACUUUCCUCAACAAAGUAACUGAAUGGUGUUUUAUUGAUAAAACUUAGGGUAUGUUUAAAAUCUGUGUUGUAGUAGAACACUGAUAGGCCUGUACCAGACUGGUGAAAGGAUGGAGAAAUUCUUGCUCAAAUUUGUAUGAUUUCUUUUUUAUUCACUUAAGGCUGUGUAUUAGUGGCUACCUAACUACCUUGCAGCAGCUAUAAGAUCUAGAGCCAAAAGGAAUGAGGUGUUUAUAACAAAGCAAACAAACAAGGAAAUAAGGGCGGGCCUGUUUUCAUUAAGUAGACAAACUGUUGAUAAAAUCUAGAAAUCAGUGUUCAGUCUUCAUUGGAAUGUCACUUGACAAGAUGCCACUUCAGCUGAUGUGCAAAGGAAAAGUAAAUUUCUGUGAGAAGUUGUCCGGAACUGGAGGCUGAGGAAAAUACUGAUAACAGUACUUUGUUUCCCUAUAAGAAUUGCAAGAGAUUUAGGUGACACAGUCAAACCACUACAAGUUCUCAAUUGCUUGCUUUUGGUAACAAGUACAGCUUCUGUCAGUUAUGACUUAGGUUGCUUUUUUUUUUUUUUUUUUAAUAAAAAUAGUGAUUACGAGAAAGAGAAGGGGGUACAGUGAGGGGAGGAGAUUGGAAAUUUAAAAAAAAAAAAAGCAAAGAGGCUUUGUUUAUUAAAAUAACAUUAGAAUAAAGGGCAUCAUUUAGUCAAGCGCUCUCCAGGUUGCUUAUUUUUACUCCCUUUUAUUGUAUGCUAAUUUGGCAUCACUUCUUGCCGUUUUGUGUUGUAGCCUAUUAACUGCCUGUCAGUACCUAUCAACUACCACAUCCCUUCCAUUUUUUUUCUGUUUAUAUUUGUUUUUAAAGAAUAUCAAAGAUUCCUGCAUUUUAGUGCAAUAGUGAUGCUGUGGAGAGGCAGGAGCAUACAGAAUUGCAUUGAGUGGCAAAGAAAAUGUGAACUUUCAUACUUAGUCGUCCCAUUUAACUACGUUCUUGGAGGUACAUAUUUACACUGACAUUCAGGUGGUAAACGUUACGUCAGCCCAUAAAAUUUGAGAGCUCUUAUUUAUCAAGAGCCUUAGAAGCAUUAAGACUGUUCAGAGUGUGUAGUAUUUUAUUCAUAUUGGUGUUCGAGAAUUCUGUAUUGAAAUACAAUUUUUCUUAAUGAAGAAGAGAGAAAACUUUUUCUUGUAGAAUAUAUAUAUACACACCCAUUCUAAAGGUUAGAGGAGUGGAUAAACUUACUAAAACUUGUUUUUACUGUUAAAAUAGAGUUCUUAUUUUCAAGAUAGAAAAAGUAGGAUUCACGCUUUUGCUUAAGUGAUCCAGUAGUUUCAGUUUGUUUCUGCAAAGAUCUUCAACAUCCAGUAUGUAUUUAAGCAAACCUUUGUGUUAACACUUUAAUUGAAUUUGCAUAUCUUAUCCUUAGAAUUGUCAACAAAACUGACAAGAAAACUUAAGGAGAGCAUAUUUUUAUUGCGGUAGAGUGACUGAGAAGAAGCGUCUUCUGCUGGACCCUCAGAUUUUAAAGUAACCUCUGAGUGCUUGUUGAUAGAGCAAGAAUAAAUGGCUGUGGUUGGAUGUUGGGAGAUAACAUUUUUAUUAGACUGUUAGAUCUUCAAGUGGAGAGGAAGAGGAAGAAGUAGUUUAAAAAACAAAUGGGAAAUGUGAAACUGGAUUUAAAAUAGAACAUGUUUAAAAAAGAGUAAACAAUCCAAAUUUACUGUUGUGAGAUUUACUUAAUGGCCUAUCAGUCUUCCAUGGCAGUGGAAGAUUUCAGUCAGAGGGAGGGUUUACAUAAAUGAACAAUCCACACUUUUUAGUAGUGUCCAAACAAGUAGAUUUCUAUUGUAGAAUCAAUAUAGAUUUCUAUACUGUUCUUGCUUACAAGAAGUCUGGUACACAGUGCUUUGAUUAUUUUUAGAAUCUUUCAAACUACUAAUUCUAAGUUGAAUUCAGUUUUUCACAUUAUAAGACAUACUAUUUUGAGUACAGUAAAAAAAUUGGUUAUUAAUAUUUGUUUUUACAGCAGUUCAACUUUUGUCUGUCAUUCACUGGCAUAGAAGGCUGUAACAGGCCUAACGCAUUUGCGUAUAUAUAAAAUUUUAGUUUAUUCUCACUUUAGUGUCAUUGAUUCCCGGUUUUAGCCAUUUUCUGCUUGAAUACUGUACGAACUAAUGACAGCUGCCGCUUUUGGCUGGUUCUCUGGGUGCUGGCAGGAUGUGAGUACGCACACAUUCAAAGCUUUGCUCAGGUUUCUGAAGAAUAAAUUAAAAAUACUCCUCUUGUCCAGUGGAA